AAGAAAAGUUCAAAGGGAUCAAAGUGCAACAUUUACAAAACAUUUGGAUUGUAAAUGAACAUAAAAAAAGUUAUGCAACUUUUCAUUGUUACAGAUUAGUACAUAAAGUUUUGCCUAUAAAAGCCUUCUAUCUCGGUUCACCACAAAACUCUUCCAUUUUCAGGAAAAAAAUAAAAACUGAGUAGGAGGAUCUCUGAGGGAUUUGUGUACGGAUAUGGCAUCCAAGAGGAUUCUGAAAGAGCUCAAGGAUCUCCAGAAAGAUCCUCCUACCUCUUGCAGUGCUGGCCCUGUUGCUGAAGAUAUGUUUCACUGGCAAGCGACACUUAUGGGUCCAUCUGACAGUCCUUAUGCUGGCGGAGUGUUUCUUGUGACCAUUCAUUUUCCACCUGAUUAUCCAUUCAAGCCUCCAAAGGUAGCUUUUAGGACCAAGGUAUUUCACCCAAAUAUCAACAGCAACGGUAGCAUUUGCCUCGACAUUUUGAAGGAACAAUGGAGCCCCGCACUUACGAUUUCCAAGGUGUUGCUGUCGAUCUGCUCUCUGCUAACAGACCCUAAUCCUGAUGAUCCUUUAGUGCCUGAGAUAGCUCAUAUGUACAAGACUGAUAAAAGCAAGUACGAAGCAACUGCUAGGAGCUGGACCCAAAAGUAUGCGAUGGGUUAGUUGCUGCUCAUACUCGUGUCCGGAGGGCUCUCCUUUCCCUCUGCGCGAGUUUGUCGUCGUUGUCUAUGAUGUAUGAAGAAGUGUUUGUUUCUUAUGCAUAAUCAAACUCAAAGAGGAAAGGUUGAAUUGUGGCCUGACUGUGCAACAUUUAAUUUGUUUGUGUAAACCACCUUAAAAUGGUUUUGAAAUCCUAUGGGUUGGGUUCAAUGUAGUAGACAUUUUGACCCUUGGCAACUGAACUAAGUGAUCUUUUUUUUUUCGAUUUCC
Capsicum annuum is the source of this 928-nucleotide messenger RNA. Its product is annotated as ubiquitin-conjugating enzyme E2 10. The transcript has 5 exons. Gene Ontology annotation, molecular function: ubiquitin conjugating enzyme activity. Gene Ontology annotation, biological process: protein polyubiquitination. Gene Ontology annotation, cellular component: nucleus. Lineage: Eukaryota; Viridiplantae; Streptophyta; Magnoliopsida; Solanales; Solanaceae. The record is from RefSeq and is a predicted model, not a curated record. Bases 215 to 661 code for a protein of 148 amino acids.